AUGUCAAAAGUGGAAUUGAAGAAGAGCCUAGAGAAGAUAGAAAGUGCUAUAAAUGAUGCGUGUGAAGUUUUGAAACAACUGAACUUGCCAGGUGGACGUGACGAUGAUGGGAGGCGAGCUGUUGCUACCAAUUCACGCCGUGCAGUCACUACUGCAGCCCCUCCGAUAGGAGUAAUUGGUCGGGAUAAGGAUCGUGACAAGAUAAUCGCAAUGCUUCAUGAGAAGGAAGACCUUUGUCAAGCAAAUACUGCCGGUGAUACAUGUUAUUCUGUAAUUGGCAUUCAUGGCAUGGCUGGGGCAGGGAAAUCAACACUUGCACAGUGUGUUUAUGAUCAUGAGAAGAAGUGUAAGCAAGAAAAAUUGGAAGGCCAUUUCGAUAUUGUCAUGUGGAUUCAUGUUUCUCAGCAAUUUGGUUUGGAUUCCAUUUUUAGGGAGAUGUUUGAGGGGGCUACAGGGAAAGCAUGCGAUAACUUCAAUAGUCGUAAUGUCUUGAAGGAAAAACUGGAGGAUGAACUGCGUGGGAAACAGAGUUUGCUGGUACUGGAUGAUGUCUGGUACAACAGUAGGAAUUCAGGAGACCGUGAAGAACUACAAAUGUUAAUUUCUCCGCUGAAUGUUGGAAAGGCAGGAAGUAGAAUCUUGGUGACCAGUCGAACUGAAGCUGGAUUAGUAGCUCUGGGUGCUGUAAAAGAGAGAUGUAUUCCAAUAUCUGACCUGGAUGAUAAAGUGUUCCUUGAAAUGUUCAUGCGUUAUGCACUUCGAGAUGCAAGGGUAAGUGACCACGAUCGGUUAAUACUUGAAAUGAUUGGAGCGGACAUUGCGAGAAAGCUGAAGAGAUCACCACUAGCAGCCAGAACAGUGGGUUCACGUCUCCGUGAGAUACAAACUGUCCAGUUUUGGAGGAGUCAGAAAGAUAGGGAUCUUAUGAACGACACAAUGGGAGCUCUGUGGUGGAGCUACCAGUAUCUUGAUGAGCAGGUCAGGCGAUGCUUCGCUUACUGCAGUAUUUUUCCCAGGGGAUAUCGUUUGAACCGUGAUGAGUUAGUUAAGUUGUGGGAAGGCUGA
This is a messenger RNA of Triticum turgidum subsp. durum (durum wheat), 1065 nucleotides long. The record is from the annotation of a GenBank genome assembly. Lineage: Eukaryota; Viridiplantae; Streptophyta; Magnoliopsida; Poales; Poaceae.